AUGGAUACUAAGCAGUUAAUUGAACUGUUUAGGAAAGAUCUAAAGGUCGAACACGAUUCCAGUAAUUAUACUAAGGCUCUAGAUGAACUAUUUGGAGGUUCUGUAAAGUUAUCUGCUGAUGAUAUUGAAGAAUUAGUGAUAAGGUCAGUUAAUGAUCAUAGCAGCUCAAGAAAACAUUUUCUAAAGUAUUUAAUAGAAAGGCCUGGAAAUGUGCUAGAUAUUAUUGAGAAUGGCCAUACGAGGGUUAUAUCAGCAGUGAUUGACAGUUUUCAAAAUGCUCAAGAUACACUACCCUUAAUUAAUGAAAUUGCAAGAAGAGUGAAACAUAACGACAAUGUUGGGUGGGAACUAAAAUUGCUGUAUCAAUUGCUGAAUAAAUACAAUUAUAAAUAUCAGGAUGUUGGGCUUUUUGUGCGAUACUUGCUUAGAAGAAUGGGCGAACAGCAAAUUAGAUCGUUAGCAUUGUUACUCUUCGUUGUACUGGAAAAUAAAUACAGCAAAGAGUUUCGCAAUGACUUUUAUGAAGUUAUGAGCUCUUUACUGGUUGAGACAGAGGCCGAUUUUGAAACUUCAAUGGUGAUAAUAUUGGAGGCUCUGGGGGAGCUGUAUCCAGUUUUAACUGAUAGUUGCUCCAAGGUAUUUUUGUCAAAGGACAUGCAAACUGUUCUAAGGGACAAAAUGUUUAGAAAACGAGAACUGAUCUUGAAAGCGCUUGUUCUACUUUCUGUUGCAUGUAUUGACGAGCCUAUCAGGAACUACGUUGCAGAGCGGUAUACUUCGGUACUGGAGAAAUGGUUGGAUGAUAAAGAUUUCGGUUUACUGGCUGCUUUGGUGCUAGUUAAAUCUAGGUCUUUUUCAAAGUUGAAGAGCACUAACAUCGAAAAUCUAAGAGAUCUGUUUAUAGAGAAUUUAGAAUCCACGAACAACAAGAAUUUAGAUGCUGUGGUCGAGGGUCUUACCUAUUUGAGCUUGAAGCCCAGUGUAAGAAAUGCACUUAGAUCGAACUCCGAUGCUUGCCUCUCGUUAGUUCAGCUUGCUAUGGAACCCUCUACUAGCGCAUCCAUAAAAUAUGGUUGUAUAGUAAUAUUGGUGAAUCUGACAACAUUACCGAGGGAAACUACUCCGGAGCAGUCUUCCCUAAAUUCAUUAAGGGCUUAUGCAGAAUUAAAAACAAAGGCAGAAGAAGAGGUUGUUCCGGAAGAUGAAGACCAAGUUCUAGGAUUUAUAGAGGAUUAUAUUCUGGAGACACAGCUUAUAGGGAAAUUAAAGUCACAAUACAGCGACAUGAUGCACAGUUGCAGAGAGCAAUUUGCCAAAUUGAUCUAUAACGCUACCAGAGAGAGAAGACUAGUUCCAGAAUGUGUUAAACAGGGAGCAACUUCUGUCCUACUGGAAUAUUUGGCUAAUUCGCCACAACAAAGCGCCUAUCGGAUAUUUGCAACACGUGCCUUAAUCAGAAUCUUAAUAAAAACCAACCCCGAGCUCCUGUUUAACCGCUACUCGCCUUUGAACGCUGUUCCCUUCAUAUUUGAACUACUCCCUAGUCUGGAUGGUAGCGAUGACGAAGCGCUCCUCAAUUUAAUCACCAUUAAGGAUUCCUAUGAAGCCCUUCUUGCGUUGACGAACUUGGCAACAAUGAGUAGUAGUGAUAUUCUAUCUAAAUUAAUUGUAUCCAACAAAAGUUACUGGAUGAAGAUCAUGAACGGUAUUCUCGACGAAACAGUCGAAGUCAGAAGGUCAACUCUAGAACUUCUAUGCAACCUAAUGGCACAACCCUCCAACAUUGCAGCAAAAUUCUUCAACUUUAAAAAUCCUGAGAGCGUCAAAAAUUUUGAUAUAUUGGUAGAGCUAUUACGCCUGGAAGAUGUUCAAUCUCAACGCGCCGUUGCAGCUAUAUUUGCCAAUACCGGAGGAACAAUACCGUUUAUUGCGGAGGAAUUGCUGCAAAAGAAGAAGCUCAUAGACUUUGUUUUAGAUACCCUAAUUGAGCAAUACGAGGAUGAAGAACUGAGUAAUAGGCUACUAUUUUUCAUCGACGCCCUGCUUGAUGUUGUAAAGCCUGGAGACUUUAAUCCAUUCUUUCAAAACACUAAACUACAAACCGCAUUAAAGAAAUUCACAGACGCAAGAAAAAGUGAUAAUACCCUCACUCAGCAGUUGAUAAAAUCAAUAAAGCCAAAGGUCACUUAG
This is a messenger RNA of Eremothecium sinecaudum, 2190 nucleotides long. It is a transcript of the gene SHE4, whose product is annotated as She4p. The record is from RefSeq and is a predicted model, not a curated record. Bases 1 to 2190 code for a protein of 729 amino acids. NCBI's taxonomy places the organism in Eukaryota, Fungi, Ascomycota, Saccharomycetes, Saccharomycetales, Saccharomycetaceae. The transcript has a single exon.